CGGCGCGAUCAAAACAUCAAAGCUCACUAUUAGUAUUUUCUGACUUGGUCAGGCCGUUCCUUUCAGAUUCCAACUCAUGAGUCCAUGACUGAGACUCCCGAGCCAACUCACCAAACUCAAAACCCUAGCCCUAAUUUCACAAUUUCAGAGCACAGCACCCCUUCCAUGGCGAAUACUGGUGAAGGCUCUUCGGCGAAUGCAAAGCCGGUGAUCGUUAGGGUUAAGCGAAAAGCCUUCCAGUCCCUGCUCGAAGCUUUCUGGUUAGAAAUCAAUGAGAGGCCACUGAAGCGGCCCUUGUUAGAUCUAGAGAAACUCUCAAUUUCUGAUUCAUCUGGAAAAGAGGAAGUGAAGACCAAAAAGGUCUUAGUGCAACAUUUGGAGACUGUGAGCACCUCUGAGGCUGCAUAUAAUAUUUUGCAGUCAUUUGCGCCUAAUUCUGAUGGUGCACUUGACUCUAAAACAAAGAGUGAUGAGCGAAGGCACACUUUUAAAAAGGAGAAUAUACAGGAUCAAUUGUUGGUUAAAGCGAGACAAGAACAAGAGAUUUUGGCAAAAAAUGCUCGUUUUGAACAAAUAUGGAGGAGCAGAAAGGGGAAGAAUGAGGCAGCACAAGACAAAGCACUACAUGAAAUGUGUCAUCUCUAUGAUGUCGUUCGUGUUGAUGUUGAGGAAACAUCCAGUCAGGUGCAGGAGGAUAUGUCUUUGGAGGAUCAGAUGAUUUUAUGCAACUAUUUGCCCCUAAUAAGAGAUUUUAUUCCAAGUGCCGCUGCAGAGAUUGAAUCAGAUAUCCAUGCUUAUAUGUCCAAACAAGCAUCUCCUGAUGAGUAUGUGUAUGACUUGUAUGCUGUGAAGGAUGAUAUGAACAUUACUGAUGAGGAUGCUCUAAAUCCAUUUCCUCUGGUACAAGUUGAUGAAGAUGAUGAAUUUUAUGCUGGACCACCAGAAUCAGAAUUUGAGAGUGAUGAUUCAAAUGCCGAAGAUAAUCCCCUGAAUGAUUAUCCUGAUGAGGAGACAUCUGAAGAUGAAGAGGACAGUGACAGUAGAGCCUCAGAUGAUGAAUCAGGAGAACCCAAAAGUGACAGUGCCAGUGAUAGAUCUUUAGACUCUGAAAAUCUGGUGCAACUUGAGGAUGAGAUUAAUGAUGAUUGUGAGAAUGAGAGUGAUUGUGACUAUGAUGAUGAUGAUGGUGAUGUUGAUGACAAUACUGAGGAUUGGAGAUGGUCUUACCGUUGAGAGAUGACUUCACAGGAUUACAAUUCUCUGUCAUUAUGGGAAUUUUUGUUUGUUAGGCAUUGCACCUCUCUGUUUUUAUGGGAAUUUUUGUUUGUUAGGUCCCUCAUCAUGUCUACCAGACUAGUCUUGACUGCCGGUUAUUUGCUGAAUUCUUCAACUUCUAAGAUCAUUGAUGGACCUUAGACUUGGGGUAGAGAGGCAGGUCUUCAAGGAAGGAAAGGUUUCAUCCAGAAGUGAUUUGUAAAUUGUGUCCUAGUAUGUUUUUCUUUAUCGGCAAUGUAUAUUGAAUACAUUUAUGAUGGAUGAGAUUUAAGAGAUGAGCUUCAGAAGUUGGUUUUCCCUUCA
This is a messenger RNA of Vitis vinifera (wine grape), 1578 nucleotides long. RefSeq names its product RNA-directed DNA methylation 4. The record is from RefSeq and is a predicted model, not a curated record. The transcript is spliced from 10 exons. The coding region runs from base 85 to 1233 and encodes 382 amino acids. Lineage: Eukaryota; Viridiplantae; Streptophyta; Magnoliopsida; Vitales; Vitaceae.